Messenger RNA from Hydatigera taeniaeformis, 702 nucleotides. NCBI's taxonomy places the organism in Eukaryota, Metazoa, Platyhelminthes, Cestoda, Cyclophyllidea, Taeniidae. The record is from the annotation of a GenBank genome assembly.
AUGGGCAAAUACGUGGGUGUGGACGCACUAAAAACGGCUGAGGGGACGGUAGAGGUGACGCAAGAGGGAGAAGAGAGGGAGGAGCCAUCACAGACCCGCCCAAAGAAGAUAAACCCCACGGAUUGGGAUGCGGAGUUGUUGGUGCCGCCACACAAUGCGCAAAAUGUUCGCGAGGUAGAGCGCCUUCAUUCUCAGCAUCCCGCUCACGAGUCCUCACUUAUGAUUGCCGAAAAUCGGUUGCUUUGCGAGCUGAUACCACUGCGGGCGUUCGGCGACAUCCGUUAUAAGAUGCCGGCGAAAGUGCUACGUAGCAUAGCUCGACUCUGCGGUCUACCGCCUAGCUAUCCUGUAACCCCGCGUUUCUAUAUCAGUCCACCGUACCUCUUUGCUACGCCUCAGGUGGUGUGCCACCGCCUCAAUCCGACGCGCGACCGCUUUGUUAUUCUUGCGUCUGACGGACUGUGGGAUAUGCUUACGCCAAAGCAGGCCGUCAGUGUGGUCGCUCAGCACUACCUCGACUAUCACGGAAAUCCCUCAUUGGCGGGACCGCGGGACACUGCAGCCAGUCGAUUAAUUCGAACUGCCCUAGGUGGACGAGAGAUGGAUCCGGCACGAAUCGCAAUGCACCUCUCUGUUCCCGCCAAUGUGGCACGCUUUUACCGCGACGACAUAACUGUUCAGGUCAUCUACCCCACUCCUUAG